Molecule: messenger RNA, 1613 nt
Organism: Boeremia exigua
Lineage: Eukaryota; Fungi; Ascomycota; Dothideomycetes; Pleosporales; Didymellaceae
Product: nucleophile aminohydrolase
Exons: 2
Coding region: 250-1326 (358 amino acids)
Source: RefSeq, a predicted model, not a curated record
ACCUAUCGCAGGCCUUUCAUGCAGCAUCUUCUCACCAUUAUCGUCGCUCGUAUCCUAUGCAUCUGCUGUGUUCUUAGCUUGCAGCGUACACCUGGCCUAUUAAUCAACAACACGUACAAGGUCGUACAUCCCCGCACCAUCACUAGCACCACCUGCGAGACAUAAAGCCAGCCUUUGACUAGGGAACCUUUCGCGUCGACUCUGUUCAUAGCUCUUACUCGACGAAGAACAUUUCGACAUCCUCUGAAGAUGUGUCGUUGGUUUGCAUACAUUUCGCCGACAGAGCCAUGCCUCUUGUCAGAUGUCCUAAUAUCACCUGCGAACAGCAUCAGCAAGCAGUGUUCCGAACACUAUCUUCCUAAACUACUUCCUCACGGCGAUGAGAAAGAACUGGACCACACUUCGGACGAGCUUUUGCGCAUGCGCAACUCGCUGUUGAAUAUGGACGGGCUUGGCAUUGCUUGGUACACAGAAGCAUCAUCGUCAUACAUUAAGCACGUAACCGGUCUCCGUCCAGCACUGUACAAGUCUCAGAGCCCCCCAAUCAACGACUUCAACUUCAAAUCUUUGUGCGAAAACACCGAGACAAAUUGUGUCUUCGCUCAUAUCCGAGCAAGCAGCGGCAGUGUGGUAACCCAAGUGAACUCCCAUCCCUUCGUGUUUGGCCGUCACGUCUUCAUGCACAACGGAGUCAUUUCCAACUUCUCUGCCAUCCGGCGUGACCUGACAGAUCUACUAUCUUUUGAUGCGUACUGCAACAUUUUUGGCUCUACAGAUUCCGAGCACGGUGCAGCCCUCUACAUCACAAACCUGACCAAUCAUGGGGACAAGUCAACGUGGGAAAAAUCAUACCCUCUCAAGGCCAUGUUCACCGCUAUGCGCAAAACCGUUGUGCAGAUCCUCCAACUUCAGCAUGACAGGCUGGGCGCCUCUAACACACCGAAUUCUCUCAACUUCUGUACUACCGAUGGAACGAAACUACUCGCUAUCCGUUUCCGCAACCACGCCACCCAGCAGCCCCCUAGUCUGUACUGGUCCGAGUUUGCAGGGCGUACUUUGAAUACGAAGUACCCAGGAAAUCCGGAUGGUAAGGAGUUAGCCAACGAAGAAGCCGUGUUAGACCAGGACGAGAAGAUUGGCAAGCACACGAUCGUUGCGAGUGAGCCAACCACGUUUGACGAGCAAGAGUGGCACCUUAUCAAAGCCAAUCACGCGUUGCUAGUCGAUGAACAGGGUGGAGAAACAGAGGCUGUGAUUGAGUACGACGGGGUUUUGAACGCUAUUGAUCCGAAAUUCGAUACGAAGAGGCAAACACCCCGAGCGUGAGGCUUUCCCCCUGCUUUCGCCUAACUCGUCCUCAGUUCUCAUGUUGCACUAAUACUUCUUGGCCUUCCCAGAAUUUGUAGUCAAUUUCAGUCACACUCAUCGCAUGUCGUGUCAUUUCGUGACCAUAUGAUCAAACCUACUUCAUAUGGGUCGGUCUCUCACAUUUCAGGGAAAACGGUAGAUACGCACCCAUCAAGGCUCACCAAUUUCAACACAGAACUUGUAGCUCUUAUACCAUUUGAAGCUAUAGCUUAGUCUAGGGUUAGCUAAGUUGUAGACAAGAAAGU